Messenger RNA from Lycium barbarum (goji berry), 729 nucleotides. RefSeq lists its product as uncharacterized. Lineage: Eukaryota; Viridiplantae; Streptophyta; Magnoliopsida; Solanales; Solanaceae. The record is from RefSeq and is a predicted model, not a curated record. The coding region runs from base 1 to 729 and encodes 242 amino acids. The transcript has a single exon.
AUGCGACAAGAACAGUCAAUUCAAGUUGCGUUUGUAAAGCCGGAUAAUAAAGCUAAGCUUCAACACAAAAUUCGUUUAAAGGCUUCAAUUGAGGUGGUGAGACUCCUCUUGAAUCAAGGAUUGGCAUUUCGUGGACAUCGUGAAGAUGAAUCAUCAUUAAACAAGGGUAACUUUCUUGAAAUUCUUUCAUGGUAUGCAAAGCGGUGUGAUAAAAUUAGUGAUCUUGUGUUGAAGAAGGCUCCAAAAAACAAUCAGUUGACUUCUCAUAAAAUUCAAAAAGAUAUUAACACCGCAUGUAAGUUGGAAACAAUUAAAGCUAUUAUGGAGGACCUAAAUGGUGACUAUUUCUCACUGCUAGUUGACGAAUCUUGUGAUGUGUCACGUAAGGAGCAAAUGGCAAUUGUUUUGCGAUAUGUUGAUAGAUGGGGAUCCGUGGUGGAACGCUUUAUUGGGAUUGUUCAUGUUCGUAAUACUAGUGCUCUAUGUUUAAAAGAAGCAAUUGUUAACUACCUUGCUCAACAUUCUUCGAGUUUAUCUAAUAUACAUGGACAAUGCUAUGAUGGAGCAAGCAAUAUGCAAGGGCGUCUAAGUGGCCUUAAAAUUUUGAUUCAACAGGAAAGUAGAUCAGCUCAUGCGAUUCAUUGUUUUGCUCAUCAACUUCAAUUGACUCUGGUCGUGGUAUCUAAAAAAAUGUCUUCCGGUUGGAGAACUUGUAUUGUUGGUUUCUAA